AUUGUGCUCACCAAAGUGGUUUACGAGAGCAUUAAUGGUGGCGCACAUGGUCUUGGAACGGACGUGAAAGUUGGAAGUGCGUUACUGGGAGAAAUUGUAGCCACAUCAUUACUCGUCCUUACUGUUCAAAUGACAGCUGUUGACAGCAAAAAUAAAGUACCCAUUGCCCCAAUACCAAUUGGAUUUGCAGUAGCUGUUGGCAUCUACGGAAUGUAAGUUGAUAAUAUUUUGGCAAUUCAUAGCCUUCAUGGCAACAUAUAAAAUCGUUUUACACACAUAAAAGGUCUUUUAGUCACAUACUCACAUGUCCAAAAAUUUCAUAAAUCCACAUUACUUUGGUAAAAAAUGUUUUGUGCUGGGUAGUCUAAACUUCGUUCAAAGCCAUGACAUGUUAAUUGUAAUCCAAAAGUUAUGAUACCAUUGUGUAAAUCAACCGUAGUGUAGGAUUUUACCCAAUUUAUUGUAAUAUUUAAGUUAUGAACAUAGCAUUCUGUAUAUUGAUCAGUUGCGGUUAUGUUGUUACACAGAGUAAGUAUUAUCAUCAUACAAUGAUAAAUCGUAUUAAUUUAACCUAACAUUACAACUCUUCAUUUUCAGUGGUGCAGUAUCUGGAGGCUCGUUAAACCCAGCAAGGAGUUUUGGUCCUGCAGUAAUUGGUUCGUACUGGGCCGAUCAUUAUGUGUACUGGGUUGGUCCAAUAUUUGGCGCCAUUUUAGCCUCGGCAAUAUAUCGCAUCGUGCUCGCCUCACCAGACCGAUUGCUGUUCUGUGAGGGAUCAAAUGUACAACAAUCUCAUACUGAUGUGGAACUAGGCAGUACAGCGGGGUUGCCAUGA
Paramuricea clavata is the source of this 835-nucleotide messenger RNA. The record is from the annotation of a GenBank genome assembly. NCBI's taxonomy places the organism in Eukaryota, Metazoa, Cnidaria, Anthozoa, Malacalcyonacea, Plexauridae.